CCCGCGCGCCGGGGCGAGUUCUGUCCGCGGGCGGCGGGAUGGAGCCCGCGACCGCGCCCCGGCCCGACAUGGCGCCCGAGCUGACCCCCGAGGAGGAGCAGGCCACCAAGCAGUUUCUUGAAGAGAUUAACAAGUGGACAGUUCAGUACAAUGUCUCUCCACUCUCUUGGAAUGUGGCUGUCAAGUUCCUCAUGGCCAGGAAAUUUGAUGUGCUCCGCGCCAUAGAGUUAUUCCACUCUUACAGGGAAACUCGAAGGAAGGAAGGCAUUGUAAAGCUGAAACCUCAUGAAGAACCUCUCCGUUCUGAGAUCCUUAGUGGAAAGUUCACCAUCUUAAAUGUUCGAGACCCAACAGGAGCCUCCAUUGCCCUCUUCACUGCCAGGCUGCAUCAUCCCCACAAGUCUGUCCAACAUGUGGUACUUCAGGCUCUGUUUUACUUGCUAGACAGAGCUGUGGAUAGCUUUGAAACUCAGAGAAAUGGACUGGUGUUUAUCUAUGAUAUGGGUGGUUCUAAUUAUGCCAACUUUGAACUGGAUCUUGGCAAGAAAGUUCUAAACCUGCUGAAGGGAGCAUUCCCGGCUCGCUUGAAGAAGGUGCUAAUCGUGGGAGCACCCAUAUGGUUCCGAGUGCCCUAUUCCAUCAUCAGCCUCCUGCUGAAAGAUAAAGUCCGGGAGAGGAUUCAGAUUUUGAAGACAUCUGAAGUUACCCAGCACCUACCCAGGGAGUGCCUUCCUGAAAACCUGGGUGGGUACGUGAAAAUUGACCUCGCCAGUUGGAAUUUCCAGUUUCUACCCCAGGUGAACGGCCACCCAGAUCCCUUCGAUGAGAUCAUCCUGUUCUCCCUCCCUCCUGCCUUAGACUGGGACUCAGUACAUGUUCCAGGUCCCCAUGCUAUGACUAUCCAAGAGUUGGUGGACUAUGUUAAUACCAGGCAAAAGCGAGGGAUAUAUGAGGAGUAUGAAGAUAUCCGUCGUGAGAACCCUGUUGGCACCUUCCACUGUUCCAUGUCACCAGGAAACCUGGAGAAGAACCGCUAUGGAGAUGUGCCCUGCCUCGAUCAAACUAGAGUGAAGCUCACAAAACGAAGUGGCCACACACAGACAGAUUACAUCAAUGCCAGUUUCAUGGAUGGCUACAAGCAAAAGAAUGCUUAUAUUGGUACACAAGGCCCUUUGGAGAAUACUUACCGUGAUUUCUGGCUUAUGGUAUGGGAGCAAAAAGUCCUAGUGAUUGUCAUGACCACACGUUUUGAGGAAGGUGGCAGGAGGAAGUGUGGGCAGUACUGGCCACUAGAGAAAGACUCUCGGGUUCGAUUUGGCUUCCUCACAGUGACCAACCUAGGCGUGGAGAACAUGAACCAUUACAAGAAAACCAUCUUGGAAAUUCACAAUGCAGAGGAGCGACAGAAACGCCAAGUGACCCACUUCCAGUUCCUAAGCUGGCCAGAUUAUGGCGUCCCUUCCUCUGCAGCUUCCCUCAUUGACUUCUUGAGGGUGGUCAGGAACCAGCAGAGGUUGGCCGUCAGCAGCAUGGGGGCACGAUCCAAAGGGCAACCCCCUGAGCCACCCAUCGUGGUCCACUGCAGUGCAGGCAUUGGCAGGACAGGUACAUUCUGCUCACUGGACAUCUGCCUGGCACAGCUGGAAGAGCUUGGCACCCUUAACGUGUUCCAGACGGUGUCCCGCAUGAGGACUCAGAGGGCCUUCAGCAUCCAGACCCCUGAGCAGUACUACUUUUGCUACAAGGCCAUCCUGGAGUUUGCAGAGAGGGAAGGCAUGGUGCCCUCCAGCCACAACCUGUUGGCUGUGGAGAGUCAGUAACUGUCUCACAAGCCUCCUUCUUGCUGGCCAGCCUUCCUUAAACUACCCUGGACACCGCUGAGCCUAUAUGUUACCAUCAGUUAUGCUGAAGUCAUGGACCAACCUCUUUCUUAUGUCUCCCAGCGCACGUGUGCACGCCUGGCAGCCUUUCCCAUUGGCUAGAUAGAUGUGGUGAAAUUGCCACUAGAAAGGGCCAGCAGCAAUGUGUUCUUAAUUCUUAGCACCUGCUAUCGAACUGUGCCUUAUUAAAACCAAAUUGUGGCUAUUGAUUUUUGCCAGGGCCCCUAGGUAAAUGGGGAAGGACCCUCCCCCUCUUUCCAAUGCCAUUCUCUUUCUUGAGGUCUCCUCUCUCCCACUCCUUGCUCGGAUUGAAUAGGGAAGUUUGGUGAGCAUCCACCUUCCUCUCAAGAUAGCUUGACCAAGUUACAUAUUCUAGAGAGCAUCCCGAGUGCCAAGCACGUUGAUACCUAGGGCGUGUAUUCCAGUUUUUUCUGUCUUUCUGUGUGUGUGCUGCGUGUAUGUGCACUUAUGUGUAUGGGUCCUUAUGUACGUGUGUGUAUAUAAUAAUAUUGUAUGUGAUAAUAUGGUCGUAUUCUAUAAAUAUAUAUACACAC
Elephantulus edwardii (Cape elephant shrew) is the source of this 2434-nucleotide messenger RNA. It is a transcript of the gene PTPN9, whose product is annotated as protein tyrosine phosphatase, non-receptor type 9. The transcript is spliced from 13 exons. Gene Ontology annotation, biological process: protein dephosphorylation. Gene Ontology annotation, molecular function: protein tyrosine phosphatase activity. The record is from RefSeq and is a predicted model, not a curated record. Bases 39 to 1820 code for a protein of 593 amino acids. Lineage: Eukaryota; Metazoa; Chordata; Mammalia; Macroscelidea; Macroscelididae.